AUGUCUCUCACGGCUGAAGAUGUGAAGCAGAUCAUCGCCUGGUUCAUUGGCAUACCGCCAGCUAUCUUUUACGUAGCGCUGGCGGUCGUUUGCAGGCUUCACCACCGGUGGAUCGCCUUCGCCUUCUCCGCCGCAUCGGCGUUGACGCUGUGUGUUUGGUUCGCAAUGAACUGUCUCUCCAUCGUUUCCGCCAUUUUGUUGGCGCGGUCCAACAUCUGUGCCGCAAAGCGUAAUAUGGAGAACAUCGACGAUGAGCAGAAGAGUCCUGAUCCAGGGCGCGAAAAUCCGCAGACGCAUUGUGUCCCCAUCAAUACAGACGGGGGCCCCAUGGUCGCACAGCAGUCCGAGGAUGAGGGCGUCUUGUCGAGCAUUCUCGAUUCGAGCAAGGCCAACGUCAACGCUUUUGAAGGCAGCACCACUUCGAGCAUUCAGGGGAGCAGUUCGCGAGCUUCCGCAAACCCUUUCCACUCACCCUGCCAGGCUUCCCCUGCCGUGAACGUUGGGCCUCAGGGAUCAGCGCCACCUCGUGGCGAGCUCGUCGUGGCGCCGCUGCGAGAGACGGGCAUGCUGUCGUCGCCGUCACUCCUUAAGCAUCCCUACACGAAGGACGCGGCUCCAGCCAUUUCCGCGUGCCCGCCAAUGAAGCCAGGCAACCUGCAGUUGUAUCCAACGCAAUGCCUGAACGCUGACACAGACUUCAGCGGGUCCGGCGAGCAAGAAAAGUGCACGCCGAAAGAUCACGCGCUGCCGCUCGCGGGUAGGAUGCCCAUCUCCAUGCACACUCCCACAGACGCCCGGCACACACCGACGCCCCUCACGAUCGUUUCCGCCCGCGUUGCGAAACCUUCCAAGCCCUUGCGUAUAGCAUUGAUGAUGCCUCUCGUCUCGUUGUACAUGACAAUCAUCAUCACCAUCCUCACGCUCAUCGGCUCCUUCAUGUGCGAGUACGAUACUCAUUGCCUUUUCCUGGCAUCUCCUGUACUCGGCGUGCCAUGGCUAUGGGCAAAUCUGUUGCUGAUAAAGAAAGCUUUCUACAAUACCCCGCAUAUGUGGCGCAGCUUUCACUGUCGCCUGGUGAGCGUCCUCACUCGCUGGUUUGUUUUUUUGAUCGUCUACGCUGCCUCGGUUGGCGUGUUUGCCGCGGCAUGCGCGCUCGAAGUCAUGUAUUGGACCCCGUACAGCAUCGACGGAGAGGCGACGCCACUUGGGAUUCGUGUGAUGGGCUACUUCGCCCCGACUUUGAUCAUGCUCAGCAUCGGCGUCUUUCUCAACAACCUCAAGGCGAUGCUCGGCAUCAAGUGGGAGACCCAUGAGAGCGAGAUGGUGGCCAAUGAGGCGCCUGCGGCGACGGAUUACCAUGAAUGUCCACAAGAGAACAUGGCGUUGCGAGUCCUCACGCCCGAGAUCGUGCCACAUGACGGCGUUGGUCGGCCGUCGCCUUCUGUAGGUAUAGGAAGCGUUUCUGGCAGCUCUUCCGUUCGCACCGCGGGUAACGUAUCGGCGGCAGAGGUACACGCCCGCCUGCAGUCCCAGAUGAUGCCCCCCAACUUUCCCCAGACGCUGCCCGAAGAGACGUGCUCGACUCUGUCGUCGAUUGUGCGGUCGUUGGCGGGGGGCAGUCUUUUCAUUCCACACAUCAACGCACCGUCGUCUGCGAAGCUGUCCGUGAGCAUGAGUCUCCUGCGCGGUACCCACUCAAAUGCUAAUGGAAGUCCUGAUCACUACAGCAGCCCUCAACCAGUGACCUUCAUGACCUCGGUCCCGCAGCUGAAGACGGUGACAAUGCUCUACGUGGCCUACCGCGACAUCUACGAUGAAGAAGAAGAUGCCGUGUUGAGCGUCAAUGCAUCCGACCAGAGGGGCGGCAUGGCUGCCACCCGCAACAAGCAGCAGACUGUGUCGGUCAACUUCGAGGCCGUGAUGGAGGCACUCGAAGACGCCAAGGGGCAAGACAGUGCUGACGCGAACUCCUACGUGCUUACAGCAUACGAGGAUGCGAUUUGUGUGGUGUGGGGACUCAUCCCCUUUAGCAGCGAGCCGGUGCUCUUGGCGAUCGAGAAGGCGCGAAAAAUCAUGAAGGCCUUCGAGAGUCGCCCGAAGCCGCCGACAAGUUUCAGCAAUGCACGGCAGGAAUUGGUCGCGGCUGUGGUGUCAGCCCCACAUUCGCUUGUGGGCCUCGUGGGCUCUGGCUCGUGUCGCGGAAUCCACUUCUUCAACCCGCGUCAGCACGAGCUGGGGGCUAAGAUGCUGCGCCGCGGCCUCGCUAUGCACCGCCGUCUCCCUUCCUUGCAGGCCCCCCUCGACGAACCACAGAACCCAUUUCACUGCAUCUUGCUGGAUGGGCGGUCGUGGAACAGCACGACAAGUCAAAUCCUGGCACGUCCGUGUGGUAUCAGCGGGGGCGACCAAGCUAAAACAGCUGCGAAGCAGCCGAAGCAGAGAGGCCUACCGGUCAACGCCUCUUCGAAGUCGACAAAAAACCAGUUUGUCAUUAUUUACAACUUCAUGGAAGUGUUGCAAACCAUCGAGGAGGAGUGGCAUCUCGUGGUGCAGCGGCAAGAGCACCUUGGCUCGAAGUUCAGUUUCCUCUCUGAGGCAGUGCAGCUGCUCCACCAGGGUGACCAGAGCGGCGCACAGCAGGUGCUUAAGGGCGCAGUGCAGAGCAUGACCGCCAGCAGUGACGCCGACAACAUCACCCUCGCCCAGAUGCUGCUGGAAGAUUUGGAUUCCACAGAGGAAUAA
Molecule: messenger RNA, 2742 nt
Organism: Leishmania major strain Friedlin
Lineage: Eukaryota; Euglenozoa; Kinetoplastea; Trypanosomatida; Trypanosomatidae
Exons: 1
Coding region: 1-2742 (913 amino acids)
Source: RefSeq, a predicted model, not a curated record